Molecule: messenger RNA, 5126 nt
Organism: Nerophis lumbriciformis (worm pipefish)
Lineage: Eukaryota; Metazoa; Chordata; Actinopteri; Syngnathiformes; Syngnathidae
Gene: akna
Product: AT-hook transcription factor
Biological process (GO): neuroblast delamination; neuroblast division in subventricular zone; epithelial to mesenchymal transition
Cellular component (GO): centrosome
Source: RefSeq, a predicted model, not a curated record
CAGGAGCUGACUGUACGCUUGUAGACUAAAACCAGGGCAUAACGUGUAUACCGUUGACAAAGUUAAAUCAGUACUACGCUCGUCGACGAUGAUAAUUAGCGUCUUCAAUGUCUUCCAAAUAUGCCUACUCGGUGAAACAAGAGUCGACGUUGGACUUCAUCUGCACAUCUGGACUUGCACCAGCUGACUAAUGUGACUCAAAGCACAAACCUGGGACAUUUUCUCAGGUCAAAACUGAGUCAUAACUCGCUGAAGUAAAUGGAGACAAUAAAGAACACCAAAGUAGGGGUCCUGUCCUGGACCCCAGCACCUGCGCGCAUCUCACCCGCAAGCUCUUUAAUGUCUGAGGAUGACACAGAUGAACAAGAUUGCAACUUUUUUAGCCAGAUGGACGACAAUGGCAUCAUUAGACUGACAGACGCACUGGUGGAUGAGAUGCAUGAGGACAAUGGAAUUACAGAAUGUCAUCCAGCUUUCUCUCCAGUACCUCCCAGCCCAGAGGACCUUGAUGGGUACGAGAUAGAUGUGCUUCCCGAGGAGCAGAUUUCUAUCCUAAAUGAUCAUCUAGAGAAUGUAGACCUACUGGCAAACGAUGAUGAUGAAGUCUGUAUCUUAAGACAACAAAGUGAUCAUGAAGACGAGGAAAAAGACAAGAUGACGACAAAAGAAGUGCAGAGUACAGAGGAAGACACAUGUAUAGGCAAGGCUCAAGAGGAAAGAAAUGGGUCAGGAGAGGGUGAGAGAGUUUUCCGCAAGGAGACAGUGAGUAAUGAUAAAGAAACGUCAGAGAACCAAUGUUUUGAGUCGCCAUUUUUGUUCCUGGAAGCUAAUGGCGACUGCAAACCUCAAUGUAUAACAUACAAGGCCUUAUCAUGCCCCACUCUCCUCCUUUCCUCCCACCUGUGCCCUUUUACUGCUGAGGAAAGUACUGUGGCUGCAGGAAUUGACAUUGAAACCAUUCCAGAUAAGGAAUUUCCAGAUAGUCCUCUUGAAACAAACAGCGCAAUGAGCUGCGUGUCCAGUCCUCGUCACCAUCAGCAAAAGUCUAAAAAAGAAGAAGAAGAAUUUGAAGACACGACUAUUUCGGAAUAUCAGCACAGUACUGUCAAUGAGCAUUCAAAUAAGGGUCUUAAAAAGCUCACUUUCUCACCCAGGCAAAGGUCACCAUCAAAGGACCGCUUCCAGUCUCCAAGAAGAGAUAAUGAAUCAAGAAAAGGCUACCCUAGCCACGCGAUACCAGAUUUAUCUAAGGUAAAGUCGAGGGUCUCAUUCCCUAAAGGGGAUUACAAGCCACCAAAGAGCAGAUGGUCCACCAACAAUUCUCCAAAGUGCUUGACGCCUGUUGUCUUUAAAUCUCCUGCUGACAUCGUGAAAGAAGUCCUACUGAACACGACUGAUGGCUCUCAAACUCUGUCAGACUAUAAUAAAAGAACAUCAACCGGUUCUCCAAGCUCCACGGUACCUCAAGAGUUUCGAUGUCAACACAAGGCCCAUAUCUUGGCUGAACAGCUGCAGGAGGACUAUAACAGACUGCUGACUAAAUAUGCCGAGGCAGGGAACACCAUUGACCGUCUACGUCUGGAAGCCAAGGUUAAACUACACUCUGACCAACCCAGGCCUGCUCAUUUUGACCCAUCAGGAUUAUAUUUUGAGCCCUCAAAAAUUAUGAGACUGGAGUUUCCUCAGGCUCAGAGAGCUCAGCCCAGCCCCGGUUCCCCACCUUCCAACGAACCCAGUAGCCAAAGAUCUACUUGUGGCCUAUCAUCUUUAUCUGCCUCCAUCUCAAAUAUCUCAGAUUUCCAGGGAGGUCCGCAAGUGGCCAGUACGCUCUACGCUCAGGCCGACGGACUCCUCCAGCAGCUGCAGCGUUUUGAGGAGCAGCUAAAGUGCAAAAUACCAAAGGGGACGGGUCUCUCAACGCUUUAUGAAGGACUGGACUCUUUAGAAAAGGGAUACCUGUUGGCCAAAAAAGAAAAGGAAGGAACAGCAAGUGGCCAUUUUGACCCUAAUCGAGAACUGGAGGAGUUCAUCUAUCAGUGUGGGCUGCAUCUGGACGCGCUGAAGGAGAAGGUGGAACAGAGAGCUGAUGUCGGUCAUCCUCCUCUUACCGCCACAAAAUCAUCUUCUGAUGAUUUGCACUCAGAGAACCAACAUAUGAUUGAUCCAACAGAGAUUACUGAAAGCAGCAGUGAUGAGACGAAAGGAACUGAAUGGAACCUGAAUUCUGCUCACCUCAACCAAAAAUGUGAAAAACAAGCCGUAAACGUGAAUCAGACUUCCACCACACCUGUAAGUCACCCUGCUAAUGACAGGAGGAGAAAGAAGAUUGAGAACUCCUGCAGCAGCAGUUUGAGCAGUCUUGGAGACAUUACUGCAUCUGAGAAGAAGUGGUCCAAACCACACAAUGAGAUCAGGAGAGCUUUUUAUCAGGAUAGGAUCGUCUCGCCAGGGACAGAUAGUGGGUUUGUCGGUUCAGAGACAAGUCAUCAGACGCCGGGUUUGGCUUCCAGCUCUCUCCGCCAGAAAACCUCAAGUAGGCGUGCCAGUGUUUCCGGACAUCAGGAGGUGUGCUCAGUAAAACCUCACAAGAAUCAUACUUCAUCACCACCUUUGGGCUCCUCGCAUUCAUGCAGCUCCACAACAACAAAACAAAGAGAAUAUUUCCAACAAGAGUCGGGAAGAUCUUGUCAGGAUGAGAGCAGACAAGGCCAGUGGGUCAGUCAGGCAGAUACUACCAGGAUUGACAGUGAAACCGCCCAGACGGCGUCUGAAGACACACAAAGUGUCCAGUACGACGACUCCCCAUCUUGUUCCUCUCCAAGUCCGUCAUCCGCCUCAGCGCUUAACCGUUGCAGCGGCGACGCUCUUAAAACACUGAAAUCUAGACAGGCAGUGAUUCACAACGAUCCAAGUCGAUCCCGACAGACCAUUUCGGCCAGACCAAAGGAGAGGCGUGAAAGAACAAAGGAGUCUAAAGCAGAUCAUUUGUCUCAGCGAAACUGCACUAAACAACGAACUUCAACACCUUUGUUCAUUUCCCUCAGGUCUGUGGAGCCAUCAGUUGAUCGAGACGACAGUAGCCAAAAGACUUGGACGAUUGUCGAGGAUGAGGUGCAGAAGGUUGGGAGACGCGCAGCCAGGAGAAAAUUGCCAUACAAACAACAAAUACAACCUGACUCGUCAACUGCGUCAGACCUUGAAAACUCAGCUUGUCAUCUGCUGGUGACGAGAUCUACUCAGACGUCAAUUGCGGUAGCUGACAGCAAAACUUCCAACACAAGUGUGCCACACGUCCACCACAUCAAGCAGGACCUCGCUAAGCCCGAGAAAGGUGAUAACGAAACAGGUGGAGCUCCUCCUUGUCCUCAGUGUUUGUCACGUCACAGUGGCUCCUCAGAAACUGGCGGCAACCUGAAGGCAACCCACUUCUGCUGCUGCCAUUGUCAUCAUGGUCCGUAUUGUGGAUAUCACGAUGCCAGGAGAAGAAGUGAGCCAGACUGUUGCAAGGACUCAAACGUCGCCCCGACCUCCAGCCACAAACCCGAGUGUCCCGGCAGGGUGGCGGCAGCCGCUGUGUGUCCCACGUCGCUGCUUCUCUACCUCCACCCUCAAGCCAUCCACAUGUACGCCAACAAUUCCAGCUCGCCCUCGAAGGAGGACAAACAAAGGUCGUCGCGACCCCCACAGCGGGUGGUCCCGCGGCGCUCCGUGGACGAAACUCUCCAGGAGGCCUGCAUCAUGCAGGACAAGUCCAAACACAUGCUGCGCGAACUGGAGGAAGGAAUGCGCCAUCUGGAGCAACAGUUCAAAACACACUAUUAACUCCACCUCGGAAUAAUCAGUGCCUGUAAACGUGCAGCUGGCAAGGACACGAAGCUGUGUGAGUCCAUCCAUCCCUGCCAUUUUCUACCGCUUGUCCCUUUUGGGGUCGCUGGAGCCUAUCUCACAUUUUUGACAAUUAGGUGAAAACAGCAAAUCAUCGCCUGCUCAAGGUUUAACAUUUACUUCCUCGCAUAUUCGCCAUUUUCUUUUCACUGCUCUAAAUUGUAAAUAUUUUUUUUUUAUGAUAACUUGAAUACAAAGUGGUUUGGGCUAAAGAGUGCUGCAUCUAUGAAUCCAGCAGAGGGCGGUGUCUCACAAGUCCAUUCAACAUUUUCAAGCAGGAAGAUGCUUUGACGAGAUGUAAGUGCACUUCUUCUAAAUACAACAGUUGUUAUUUUAUCAGUCCCUCCAGUAAAAAAAAAUGGCUAAAUUUGCAGCAGCUUUUUGAAAAGGUUGCGAUUUUAUUUAUUUUUUUAAAGGCCUAUUUUUUCAAUAACAUCUAACUGUUGUGAUUUUAUAAAUUUCUUAUCAUUGUUUUAAGUGUUACUUAUAACCUUAACCUAAAAAAAAAACUAACAAAAAUUGAAAAACAAUACCCUAUCGAAGUUCUACUCGUUUUAUACCACACAGAAUGAAAAGUAAACACUAGAUGGCAGUAAAAGCACAUACACAGAGCUCAUUGUCAAAUUAUUGUUCUGUUUAAAUUCAUUAUAACUAAUAACAAUAAUGAUUAAUAAUUAUGAUUACAGAGAGAAACACCACCAAAGGCUUCAUUAUCAUUCAUGUUGCAGACAUUCUCAGUGUAUAUUUUACACUUGAAAAGUGUUUGAUCAUCUUAAACAUUUAUGUUUUAACACAUUUAAGAGUAUUUGUGAACUGAUGAAAGUAAUCUAAGCUCAUUUUUAUUGGUAAAAUGAGAGACAAUGAGAGCUUAUCAUCACACUUUAACAUCGCACUCAUGUAAAUGCUGCCUUUUUGCAUAUAUUCUUACCGUAUUUUUCGGAGUAUAAGCCGCUCCGGAGUAUAAGUCGCACCGGCCGAAAAUGCAUAAUAAAGAAGGAAAAAAACAUAAGUCGCAUUUUUGGGGGAAAUGUAUUUGAUAAAACCCAACACCAAGAAUAGACAUUUGAAAGGCAAUAUAAAAUAAAUAAAGAAUAGUGAACAACAGGCUGAAUAAGUGUACGUUAUAUGACGCAUAAAUAACCAACUGAGAACGUGCCUGGUAUGUUAACGUAACAUAUUAUGGUAAGAGUCAUUCAAAUAACUAUAGCAUAUAGAACAUGCUAUACGUUUACCAAACAAUC